AAUGCCAUCGAUUUGCUUACCCACCCCGAACGGUCAUAAAACUCCUGUAGUCUUCCCUGUUCCCAGCAAGCUCGCCAAGGCCAUGAUUGUAUCCUUCCCGCCUCCCCUCCGCCUUUGCUCCUCCUUCCUCUGCACCAAUCCCUUCCUCUAUCGACAUGGAUCCAUACUCGACCGAGGAACGACUUCGAAGGCCAGUGUGUGCUUGCCCGCCGCAGCUGUUGUUGCCCCUUUCAUCAAAGACGGCGCAUUGCGGAUCAACGGACGAGAGGCGCUCACGGGCGUCCCGGAGAACGUUGUCGCCACGUAUCCCUUGGCGGAUUCCCCAGCUGCGUUCUUGGGUGCGGUCUCCGAUCGAAAGGACUCCCGGCACGUCUUCAAGUUAGGCGUUUUGAGGAACCACCGACUGCUUUGCCUAUUUAGGUUUAAGAUCUUUUGGAUGGUUCCUCGAUGGGGAACUUCAGGAAGUGAUGUACCUUUUGAGACGCAAAUGUUACUUCUUGAAGUGACACAUGAUUUAGCUGUUGAUGGAGGCCCCAGUAGGACUUCUCAUGAUCCUACACACUAUAUACUUUUCUUGCCUGUGUUGGAUGGCUGCUUUAGAAGCAGUUUGCAAGGAAAUUCUUCUGAUGAACUCGAAUUCUGCAUUGAAAGUGGUGAUCCAGCAACAAUAGAAUCUCAGUUCCUAGAAUCAGUAUUUGUGAAUUAUGGCGAGGAUCCUUUUGGCCUCAUGAAGGAAUCCAUGAUAAUGCUAGAAAAACAUAAAGGAACCUUUUCAGUGCGUGAAAAAAAAGAGAAACCUGGCAUUCUUGAUUGGUUUGGUUGGUGUACUUGGGAUGCUUUCUAUUUUGAUGUUCAUCCCAAAGGGAUUGAAGAUGGCCUAAAAAGUUUAUCUGAAGGUGGCACUCCACCAAAAUUCCUCCUAAUAGAUGAUGGCUGGCAAGACACAAGAAAUGAAUUCCAAAAAGAAGGUGAACCAGCCGCCGAAGGAUCUCAAUAUGGAGCAAGAUUAGUUAGUGUGAAAGAGAACUAUAAAUUCAAGGGAACAACUGGUGGAGGCUCAACUGGAAAAACCACUUCCUUGAAGGAUUUUGUUACCUAUGUAAAGGAAACCUACAGGAUCAAAUACGUCUAUUGUUGGCAUGCUUUAAUGGGAUAUUGGGGAGGAGUUGACCCAGAUGCACCAGAAACAAAAAAGUACAAUUCAAAGAUAGUUUAUCCUGUUCAAUCACCAGGAAACCAUUCUCACUUGAGAGAUUUAACCAUGGACUGUAUGGAAAAGUAUGGGGUUGGCAUGAUAGACCCUUCCAAAAUAUUUGAGUAUUAUGACGAUCAACAUAGCUAUCUUAGGUCGCAGAAUGUAGAUGGUGUUAAAGUAGAUGUACAAAAUGUCUUAGAAACAAUUGGAUCAAACAAUGGUGGUCGUGUAACCUUGACUCGUCGCUUUCAUCAAGCCCUGGAAAAAUCCAUCUCAAGAAACUUCAAGGAUAACAGUAUUAUUUGUUGCAUGGGACACAACACAGACUCAAUAUACAGUUCCAAAGUGAGUUCUAUUACUAGAGCUUCAGAUGACUACAUGCCAAGGAACUUGUCAUCACAGACAUUGCAUGUUGCUGCUGUCACAUUUAACAGUAUAUUUCUUGGCGAAGUGAUGAUGCCGGACUGGGAUAUGUUCUAUAGCCUCCAUUAUGCAGCAGAGUUCCAUGCAACUGCAAGAGCUAUAGGUGGUUGCGGAGUCUAUAUCAGCGACAAGCCAAAUCAACAUGAUUUUGAGCUUCUUAGAAAGCUUGUACUCCCUGAUGGAUCAGUUCUCAGAGCCAAAUAUCCCGGGAGGCCUACUCAUGAUUGCCUAUUUAAUGAUCCAGUUAUGGAUGGGAAAAGUCUACUAAAGAUAUGGAAUCACAAUAAAUUAACUGGAAUAGUUGGAAUUUUCAAUUGCCAAGGGGCAGGGUUAUGGCCAUCCAUUAAAGUUCAAAGUACCGCAAUGUUAGAGGAAACGUACCUCACUGGUCAUGUUAGCCCCUGUGAUGUUGAAUAUCUUGAAGAUGUUGCUGGUGAUGGUUGGAAUGGUGAUUGUGCCGUAUAUUCAUUCACUGAUGGUUCGCUUUCCAGAUUGCCUAAGAAUGGUUCACUUGAUGUUUCACUAAAAAGUCUGCAGUCCAAACUUUAUACAAUUUCUCCAAUCUUGAGUUACAACCAAAAAAUCCAAUUUGCACCAAUUGGACUCAUGAAAAUGUAUAAUUCUGGUGGUGCCAUUGAAGCCGUGGACUUCGCCAGUGAUCUUUCUCAGUGCUUAAUUCGCAUCAAUGGAAAAGGAUGUGGUUCAUUUGGAGCGUAUUCCAGCAUAAAACCCAAAAUAUGCACAAUUAAUUCCACUGUUGAAGAGUUCAUGUUUGAUCAUAACAGCAGUUUGCUGACACUAAUUAUUCCUGAAGGGGGUGAGUUCUGGGAGAUUUGUGCAUUCUUUGAGGUUUGAUUCCAAUAAUUAGUGAUGUAGAAAACCAUGAGAAAAUAUAGUUCAAUAUAAAUCUUGGCUUUGGUUGAAGAAGCAAAAUUUAUUAAA
Messenger RNA from Zingiber officinale, 2560 nucleotides. Its product is annotated as probable galactinol--sucrose galactosyltransferase 2. Lineage: Eukaryota; Viridiplantae; Streptophyta; Magnoliopsida; Zingiberales; Zingiberaceae. The transcript has 14 exons. The record is from RefSeq and is a predicted model, not a curated record. Bases 2 to 2473 code for a protein of 823 amino acids.